AAAAGAAAAAACGGAGGAGGCAACAGGCGGCGAGCCGGCGAAACGAUCACUCAUUGCGCCUUUCCCUCCAUGGCUCCCUCCCUCCUCCUCCUCUCGCGUCAAAUCGAGCCGAAUUAUUGCUCGCCACGCGCGCCAAGCCAUUCCCAGCCCAGUUCCCACCGCCUGCUGCUCUGCUCACUCGCGCGCGCUGUGUCCGGCUCGCCGCCGCGCCAUCCAUCUUCUUCUUCCUCUUCUUCUCUCUCCCUCUCGCGCGCACGCGGCGCGUGUCCGGCUGGCGAGACCGAGAUGAUCGCCUGCAGGUGCCUCAAGAUCCUGGCGCUGGUGUCGCUCGCCGCGCUCGCGCUCAGGGCGAGCUCGCUGCUCCUCGGCCGCGUCGCGCCGCCGUGCCCGUCGUCAUCGGAGGCGCCGUCGCGGCGGCCCGGGCAGCUACAGCCGACGGACGGCGGCGGUGUCGCCGUGGCUGGCGGCGUCGUCUCUGCCUCGCCCGGCUACCGGAGGCACCGGAGGAGGAUGGAGGGCGGCCUCGCCGCCUUCGCCGCGAGGAGGUUCCGGCAACACCACGUCGUCGCCGGCGCCGGCGCCGCCGCGUUUGAGGCCGACAAGAGGCUGGCACCGACGGGCUCCAACCCGCUGCACAACCGACGGUGACCAUGACAAAAG
Molecule: messenger RNA, 660 nt
Organism: Oryza brachyantha (malo sina)
Lineage: Eukaryota; Viridiplantae; Streptophyta; Magnoliopsida; Poales; Poaceae
Exons: 1
Coding region: 70-648 (192 amino acids)
Source: RefSeq, a predicted model, not a curated record